AUGGCCUUCCUCCAGCACUUCUCUGGGCCGGCCAGCCUGGUCAUGCUCGCACUGGCCCUCCUGCUCGCCGCCGUCGUCCAUGGGCACACGUGGCGCACGAAGAGAAGCAGCCUUCCCCUCCCCCCCGGGCCACCGGCAGAGCCGAUCCUAGGCCAUCUGCGAAUCAUUCCGCCCUACAACCCCGAGUACAGAUACAUGCAAUGGUCGAAGGACUAUGGCUCUGAUAUUCUAUCGCUCAGCGUCCUCGGCCAGCCCGUCAUCGUCCUAAACUCGGUCCGUGCCGCCGUCGACUUGCUGGCCAAGCGAGGCGCCAACUACUGCGACAGGCCACGCUUCGUCCUUUUCGAGGUCAUGGGCUGGGUCAAGACGCUGACGUUUUUGCGAAACGGGCCCGAGUUCCGCAUCCACCGUAGCAUUCUGCAAAAGAGUUUUCGCGAGAGCAGCAUCCGCCAGUACCAAGGCCUGCAAGAGCGCGAGACCACCGUCCUGCUCAGGGGCAUCCUCAACACACCGGCCAAGUGGGAAACGGUUCUGCGACGAUUCGCCACCGCCGUCGUCCUUGGAAUCGGCUUCGGUAUCAAGAUCGAGAGGGACGAUGACCCCUUCAUCCAGAUCGCCGCCGACGCCAGCUACGCCCUCGGCCAUGGCGGUGUGCCGGCCGGCACCCCGGUCGACUUCUUCCCCUUUCUCAAGGUGCUGCCGCGUUUCUUCCAUGACCGGUCACUCAAGUUCGCCGCCGACUGGAGAGGGGCGAUCCGCGCGCUGCAUGAUAAACCGUUCGAUGCCGUCAUGGCGUCCAAGGAGAGGACGCGGUCGCUGAUGCAGCAAAUGCUGGACCAGAGGGACGCUCAGAUCGGACGGGGAGAGAAGCCGGAACUAUCGCACGAAGAUAUCAAAGGGGCCGCCGCCACCGUCUUCGCUGCCGGCCAAGACACCAUCUACGCCACCCUCGUCGUCUUCCUCCUCAACAUGAUUCUGCAUCCCGACGUGCAGACCAAGGCGCGGCGCCUCAUCGACGAGGUUGUCGGUCGUGACAGAGUCCCCUCUUUCCAGGACAGGCCGCGACUUCCGUACAUUGAUUUGAUUGUUCAGGAGACGCUGCGAUGGUGUCCCGUCUCGCCCCUCGGCGUCCCCCACCGCUCACUGGAGGACGACGUCUACGACGGUUACUUCAUUCCCGCCGGAUCCCUCGUGUACGCGAACGCGCGGGCGAUGACCCAUGACGAGUCGACCUAUGCCGACCCCGAAAACUUCAAUCCUGAUCGGUACGUCUCCCGCAAGGAAGGCGGCCUCGGAGAGCCGUUCCCGAUCGGCCAGUUUGGAUAUGGUCGAAGGGUGUGCAUUGGCAAGCAUCUGGCCGAGGCGAGCGUCUGGAUUGUCGUUGCCUCCAUUCUCAGCACCAUGAAUAUCGAAAAGGCGAGGGACGAGAGGGGUCGUGAUAUCGAGCCAAAGGUGGAGUUCACGUUUGGCCUGACGAGCCACCCGAAGCCGUUUCCUUGUCGAUUCGUGCCGAGGGAUGAGAGGGCGGCGCAGGUCGUACGCCAAUUUGCACAUGUACAUGAAUAA
Drechmeria coniospora is the source of this 1566-nucleotide messenger RNA. Its product is annotated as O-methylsterigmatocystin oxidoreductase. The record is from RefSeq and is a predicted model, not a curated record. Lineage: Eukaryota; Fungi; Ascomycota; Sordariomycetes; Hypocreales; Ophiocordycipitaceae. The transcript has a single exon. Gene Ontology annotation, molecular function: monooxygenase activity; heme binding; oxidoreductase activity, acting on paired donors, with incorporation or reduction of molecular oxygen. Bases 1 to 1566 code for a protein of 521 amino acids.